CCCCCAGCCCCGGGCACCCUCCGGAUCACCGACGGCUGCUCGACCCGGGAGCAUGGUGCCGGCGCCCGGGUUAAUCUAGUGCUCGGCUCGCUCCCCUUUUCCGCCUCUCCCGCCUCUCCUUUACCGCCUGCCGGUGCUGUGCUGCCUUUGGGUUUCUGGCGUGUGGGAGCUCAACUCUCCGCCUCUCCAAGGGGACUGGUUUGUGACCACCUAACCGAACUUGCCCAUUGAAAGCAAACCCACAACAGCUGGAUAAUGUCCACUCCGAGCAGAUUCAAAAAGGACAAAGAGAUCAUAGCCGAGUAUGAAAGUCAAGUCAAAGAAAUUCGAGCUCAACUGGUAGAACAACAAAAAUGCCUGGAGCAGCAAACGGAGAUGCGAGUUCAGCUUCUCCAGGACCUGCAAGAUUUCUUCCGGAAAAAAGCCGAAAUCGAGACGGAAUAUUCUCGGAACCUAGAGAAGUUAGCAGAAAGGUUCAUGGCAAAAACAAGAAGCACUAAGGAUCAUCAGCAGUACAAGAAAGACCAGAACUUGUUGUCUCCAGUGAACUGCUGGUAUUUGCUCCUGAACCAAGUGAGGAGAGAAAGCAAAGACCACGCAACCUUGAGUGACAUCUACCUGAACAACGUGAUUAUGCGCUUCAUGCAGAUCAGCGAGGAUUCCACCAGGAUGUUUAAAAAGAGCAAAGAGAUUGCAUUUCAACUUCAUGAGGAUUUAAUGAAGGUUCUUAAUGAGCUGUAUACGGUGAUGAAAACAUACCAUAUGUAUCAUGCGGAGAGCAUCAGUGCAGAGAGCAAGCUGAAAGAGGCCGAGAAACAAGAAGAAAAGCAAAUUGGGAGAUCCGGCGAUCCAGUCUUUCAUAUUAGACUAGAAGAGAGACAUCAGCGGCGAAGCUCUGUAAAGAAAAUUGAAAAAAUGAAAGAAAAGAGACAAGCAAAGUAUUCAGAAAAUAAGCUAAAAUCGAUUAAGGCACGGAAUGAAUACCUCCUGACUCUCGAAGCAACCAAUGCCUCUGUUUUCAAGUAUUAUAUUCAUGAUCUUUCAGAUUUAAUUGAUUGCUGUGAUCUUGGCUACCACGCAAGUCUGAACAGAGCCCUCAGAACAUAUCUCUCUGCGGAGUACAACCUUGAAACCUCCAGACACGAAGGCUUAGACAUUAUUGAGAAUGCCGUGGACAAUUUGGAGCCCAGGAAUGAUAAGCAGCGAUUCAUGGAGAUGUACCCUGCUGCCUUCUGUCCACCAAUGAAGUUUGAGUUUCAGUCUCACAUGGGUGAUGAGGUGUGUCAGGUCAGCGCUCAGCAGCCGGUCCAGGCGGAGCUCAUGCUCAGGUACCAGCAGCUGCAAUCCCGACUAGCCACCCUCAAAAUCGAGAAUGAGGAGGUCAAGAAAACGACUGAAGCCACCUUGCAGACGAUACAAGAUAUGGUCACCAUCGAAGACUAUGAUGUUUCUGAAUGCUUCCAACACAGCCGCUCCACAGAGUCUGUGAGGUCCACCGUCUCUGAGACCUACCUGAGUAAGCCCAGCAUCGCCAAGAGAAGAGCGAACCAGCAGGAAACCGAGCAGUUCUACUUCAUGAAACUCAGAGAAUAUUUGGAAGGUAGUAAUCUCAUCACCAAACUUCAAGCCAAGCAUGACUUGUUGCAGAGGACCCUCGGAGAAGGUCAUAGAGCUGAGUAUAUGACUACAAGGCCUCCAAAUGUUCCCCCUAAGCCCCAGAAACACAGGAAGUCCAGACCCCGCUCACAGUAUAAUGCUAAGUUGUUUAAUGGGGAUUUGGAAACAUUCGUCAAGGACUCGGGACAGAUUAUCCCCCUCAUUGUGGAAAGUUGUAUUCGGUUCAUCAAUCUCUAUGGUCUUCAGCAUCAGGGGAUUUUCAGAGUGUCCGGUUCCCAGGUGGAAGUCAAUGACAUUAAAAAUUCAUUUGAGAGAGGUGAAAACCCCUUGGCCGAUGACCAGAGUAACCACGAUAUUAACUCCGUUGCUGGCGUUCUGAAGCUCUAUUUCCGUGGGCUGGAAAACCCCCUCUUUCCUAAGGAAAGAUUUAAUGAUCUGAUUUCUUGUAUCAGAGUAGAUAAUCUCUAUGAGAGGGCGCUUCACAUCCGCAAACUCCUCCUGACCUUGCCCCGGUCGGUCCUCAUAGUGAUGCGGUACCUCUUUGCCUUCCUCAAUCAUCUUUCACAAUACAGUGAUGAGAACAUGAUGGACCCUUAUAACCUGGCCAUUUGCUUUGGCCCAACACUGAUGCCCGUCCCAGAAAUACAGGAUCAAGUGUCCUGCCAGGCUCAUGUGAAUGAAAUUGUCAAAACCAUCAUCAUCCACCAUGAGACUAUUUUCCCGGAUGCUAAAGAGCUGGACGGCCCUGUUUAUGAGAAAUGUAUGGCUGGAGACGACUACUGCGACAGCCCCUACAGCGAGCACGGUACGUUGGAGGAAGUGGAUCAGGAUGCUGGUACUGAGACCCACACCAGUGAGGACGAAUGUGAGCCAAUAGAAGCCAUAGCCAAGUUUGACUACGUUGGGCGGUCUGCCAGAGAGCUGUCCUUCAAGAAGGGAGCCUCCCUGCUGCUGUAUCACCGAGCGUCCGAGGACUGGUGGGAAGGCAGGCACAACGGGAUCGACGGGCUGGUGCCUCACCAGUACAUCGUGGUGCAGGACAUGGAUGAUACGUUUUCAGACACUCUGAGCCAAAAAGCUGACAGCGAGGCCAGCAGUGGGCCAGUGACUGAAGACAAGUCUUCAUCCAAGGACAUGAACUCCCCAACAGACCGGCAUUCGGAUGGGUAUUUAGCCAGACAAAGAAAAAGAGGAGAGCCACCCCCUCCAGGAAGGCGUCCUGGCAGAACCAGUGAUGGCCAUUGUCCUCUCCACCCCCCACAUGCUCUUUCCAACUCCUCAGUUGACCUGGGGUCCCCAAACCUGGCCAGUCACCCCCGGGGCCUGCUGCAGAACCGUGGCCUCAACAACGACAGUCCGGAGAGGAGGCGCCGGCCAGGCCAUGGCAGCCUGACCAACAUCAGCCGCCACGACUCCCUCAAGAAGAUUGACAGCCCUCCUAUUAGAAGGUCCACGUCAUCGGGGCAAUACUCAGGCUUCAAUGACCACAAGCCACUGGACCCAGAGAUGAUCGCUCAGGAUAUUGAAGAGACGAUGAACACUGCUUUGAAUGAACUCCGAGAACUGGAGAGACAGAGCACAGCAAAGCACGCCCCCGAUGUGGUUCUGGACACCUUAGAACAAGUGAAAAACUCCCCUACCCCCGCCACUUCCACCGAAUCUCUCAGCCCUUUGCACAACGUGGCCCUCAGGAGCUCAGAGCCUCAGAUUCGACGAAGCACUAGCUCCUCCAGUGACACGAUGAGUACUUUCAAACCUAUGGUGGCCCCCAGAAUGGGCGUACAGCUAAAGCCUCCAGCCCUAAGGCCAAAACCUGCUGUUCUUCCAAAAACAAACCCUACCAUAGGACCUGCGCCUCCCUCCCAGGGUCCUACAGACAAGUCUUGCACAAUGUGAAAACCACUGGGCAAGGUCAUCCGGGGAGGUGAUUAAAAAAAAGAAAAUGGAUUAGUGACAAGUCACGAUCCAUAACUUUCCAUAGUUUUGUGCUUAGAACUGGAGAUCUUCUGGCUUUCCUCUGUUCUCAAACGUAACGUCUAAGACUAGCUAAAUUAACACGGGCAUUUGUAUUUUGUAGUUUCUUUUUUUUAAUAACUGGACAUAUGUCAUUUUAAAGACAAUAGACUCACUUAGACUUACUUGAAAAUUCAAUGCUGCACCAUUUGUAACGAAGGCAACACCACUCUGCUCUCCGCAUUGUAUAGCGCUUCGGGUUUAGAGCAACCUGGGUGACUCAGAACUGCCUGGGUCCCAAAGCACGAGAAUCUGAGUUCCAGGCUUUGGAGUAUAACCAGUGCUGGUCUGUGGCACUUGGGGUCAUGGCCAAAGGGUGGUGAUGGCAUUGUUUGGUAGCUGACAGUGAGCGCCUCUGGCUCCAUGUAGGGGGACAGGGUUUGGCUCACACUAAAGACUUUCAGGUGUCACAGUGGGAUGGACAUUCCCAGUGGGACCUUCAACCCACGGCCUGAAUGAGUGGAUGAGUGUCUCUUUCACAGUAAGUCAUUUCCCUGGGUCCAGGUUAAAGACUCAGCGGAAGAGGGUAGAGCCUCUGUAGUUACUGCUUGACCUGAAACCUGGGAGAGGAGGGAGGCAGUUCUCCAGAGUUACCAGUGUGACUCCUUCCACGCGCCUGACCAGGCCCCAGAAGAUUUCCAGCUCCAUCCUUCACAUUCACAAAGGACUAGAGCUGUCUAGUCUUCAAGACUUUCUGGUCACACUGCUCCACAAACAACUCCCAAGAGCUGUUGUUCAGUGACUGCCUGGAAAACAUUCCCAGCUCCCCUCAAUCCCGGGCUUCUCCCUUCUGGAAAUGGAGAAAGCAAGCAGCACAACAGUGCUCGGUCCACUCGGCCUUCUCUUCUCCAGACCAAAUGAUCUUGGUUCCUUUAAACAUGCUGCAGAGAACAGACGAUCCUGAAUUGAAUCCCCACCUUUCCUCUCCUUCUGUCUCUCUGAGCCAACCUAGAACUGGCCACGGUACUGGAGUAAGCGCCGUGCUGGCCACGGUGGGAGAAUUUCCUCAUGGUUCCAGGAUCACUUCCUCCCGAUUUUAUACCCUGGAACCAGGACUUUUUUUUUUUUUCCCUUUUCCUUUCUCGUACGGUCUCUACAUAAUUCACAUAGUCGCCUAGCUCCAUGAGGGGCCCUCUUUCUCUGACAAUUUUUCUUUAGCCCAUUUUUAUGCUAUAGUUCCCUCUAUCUUAAGAAGGUUGCUUUGAAUUAAUUUGCUUUUGCAAAGGUACAAAUCACCACUCCCCCACCAGCAGCAGCUUAUAUCAUCCGUCAGCCUAUGAGCAUUUUAUCUGUUCUAUCGUUGAACUUACUGAUGAGGAGACCUGUUGUUUUUUAUGAUAAGUGGGUGGCCAGAACUCACCCCUCCGGACCACCAUUGAUUUCCUUCUAAGUGUGGUUUCAAACUGGUAGCCAAUCACAUGCCCACCUAAGAAUUACACAGUAUGGACUUCAUCAGCCCACUGGUGACUGCAUCAUGCAGGAAAGAAUGAGGGUUUGAACUAAAAUCAAGAUCAUGACUGAUCUCUACCUCAGUUUGCCAGCCUAAUCAUUCUAAUGCAAACAGAGAUUAAAUUAAUGAGAUACUUUCCUUUCAAAGUCACACUCCGGUUGCUUGCCUACAGCCUAAUUUCACAAUUGUUUUGAAUAGUGAAUUUUUUUCCGAGUAUUUCCAAGAAUGGUAAGCUUUUAAACCUCUUCAUUUUCAGAACCACCCAUGUUUUUGUUUUGUUUGGGGGGUGGGGAGGCCCAUUUGGAAAAGGCCCAGCUCAGCAUCUUGUCCAACCCCUCCCCAUUUCUCUUGAGUUUUUGUGGUCCUUCAGCACCUUGGACACAUGGAGACAGCCAGGACCACUCUUUGAAUAGCACUAACGCUUUUAAACAAUCUUCCCGAACCCCCUAGGAAAUUUAAACUUUCCUAAAUAGUCUCCCAGUUCUUUCUGGAUUCCACUUUGGUUGCUGAUUCUCUGUCGCUAUCUGGGGAAACAGAAGCAAAGAAUAAAGGUGGAAGCAAUAGAGGAGGGAGGGGAAAUGUUAAAUCUUUUAGAAAUUAAAAUAAAAAGGAUUCUUAAAAAGCAUUCUCCAUCUUUGGUGGAAGUGCAAGAUGUUAACAAAGGGCAUCAAAAGGCGUUUGGAUGUAUUAUUUGGUAGGGGGAGGGGCGGGGCCUCUUCUAUAAGCUUUAACUACAGCUUUUCAGAUCUUACUCCCAGCUUCAUUCUCCAGGCUUUCCCCUGGUGGUCCUCCCAUGUCUCCUCUCAUUGUCUGCACCUGUGAGGGAUGAGGAUUGCCCUUCUGCCACUGGCCAUCUGGGAUGGCAGGGGACAUGCUGCUCUGGACCCUCGGAGCCUCCGAGGCUGUGCCUUCCAGGAGACGGCUCCUAAUACUCUCCCAUCCCUUCCUUACUCUACCUGUCUCUGCUGUCCCCCUAAAUCCCUGCUGUCACCCUGAGGCACUUUUUCCCCCAAUUCCCAGGGAAGGAUGUGACUCAGAGUGAGUAAGAACUCAAUAGGGACUCACCUGUCCUUACUUUGUUUAGUAAAAGUCUUCAGAUUCCAGGGGUACGACAUGGUGGCCACCACAACAUAUCCAAAUUAACACCCGGUAAGCGCAUUCAAAGCUUCAGCAGCGAGAGACUUUACCUGGUACACGGCCUGCCUUACAGCCUCAGGGGUAGCACACAGCGGGGAGGUGGAAGGCACAGGAAUGAGGAAAGAAGAAAGGAAGUGAGUCCUGAGAUGUUAUGCCUGCAGUUUCAAGGGUCUUGGUCCUGGUGCGCAGCUUGGGAAGGGUGUUGUUUUGAUAAUGGGGAAAUGAUGGUUCUACAAAGAUUACCUGACUCCACUUACACAAGAAUAUGUAUUCUCAGCUGAUAUCACUGUAUGUUCAUGUCCCCUCCAUGGAACUCACCCAACUAGAUUUACCACGUUGGCCUUUGGUUUGGGUCAGGGUGUGGAUUAGCAUAGAGAGAAAGGUACUUAGUACAUAUGUCUAAUGAGUGCUCUAAAUUAUUUCAACAUGUUGAAUGGCCCUUUGUAGAGCCCCAUGUUCAUGUUCAGUGUCACCGCUAUUGUUCAAUUGCAUGUUUUCUCACAUAUGAUCUGACUUCGGUGCCCCUUGAGCCUCCAUAGGAUCAUUUACAACAGUGCCCCUCUGCACCUACUGCAAUGAGCGUGAAAGUUAUCGAUGGGUAUAGAGCCCUAAGGGUCAGAUUGUAUCGGUUCCGUUUUCUGUCUUUGUACUUUUGCCAUUUCCAAAAAUGGGCUUAUAAUUUAAUCAAUAAGAAGAAGAAAGUGGGGAGAGUACUGGUCUCCUGAGUUUUGGGGAAUGACAUAGCCCCUGGGGUCUACAAACUGAAGAAACUUGAAUCUGAUCACUACAGCCUCAAAUAAAAAUUAAGAACCUAUGGGUCCGUUGAGGGCGUAGAAGACUUCAUAUUUGGGGUGACACAGUAGCGAGAGGCCAUGAGUGCAGGGAAUGCGCUUAGGACUGAGUCUUGCUCUGAGUAACCCACCGCAGAGGCCCCGAGCCAUGAGCGGCUUUCAAGUGAAGGCUUUAUCCAUGUGUAAAUAGAGCUCCUAUGGAAUCACCCCCUGAACUGAAAACCUGACCACCAGCUGGGCUGGGGUGUGAGGCUGGGUGCAGGGUGGUUGGCACAGCUUUGUUCAGAUCAGUAAAACAAACUGGAAAUGGAGCUGUCACUCACCCUAGUAUACUUUUUAAAAAAUAGUCUACGUGGCAUAAUCGAGAUGGGUACCUGUAUCUUUAAAUGACGUAGGGAAUUUUGUAUGUUUAAAUAAUUGUACUGGGUUCCAUAAUGCUUAUAGAAGCUGUUUAGUAAAAGAAAAUAUAUAAACCGUGCAUUUGUGAAUGCCCCCUUAGAGCAUUCAUCCAAGUUCAGUGUGUCGUGUGACGGUUAUUAUAGCUGUUUAUAGUGAGUGGCUGUGUAACAGGAGAGACUGCUAUUUACCUAGGGGCUCAAGGGUAGCUCCUGCCCACUUAAUUAAAUCAGUGUUGUCCUUUCCUGUCCAUUUGAUCAAUUGCAGUACUGGUAGCUUCCUGCUUGUGACUGUUACCUAAUUGUGUCAAUGUACAUCUGUAGUAUGUACAUGUGAAAGUGCCUUUCUAUUUUAGGAGUUUUAGCCUGGCUCUGUACUGUUGCCCCGGCCUCCUCCCCCUCUUCUCCCCACCACCUCCAAUUUCACUGCCUACUUGAGUGUUGAAACUUCCUCCACUCUCUCCCAGCUCCUCCAUCCCCACCUUCCUGUGCCUCGAGUGCUCAGUAUUGUCCCCUCUUGCAGCCUUGUCAUCAGACUCUCGUUUUCCUUGUGACUGUGCCUUCCCCACAGUCACUCUCCCUGCACCCUCCCUUCCCACCCUUCCCUCUCCACACCCCUGCCGCUUGCCACUGACACCCUCCUGUUUGCCUUUGCUCUCUGUGCUGCCUCUUAUCAUUACAUUCCCUUGGCUCUGAGGUGAAAAUGAAGGGGGAUGCUUUUACAGGUCUGGGAGAAAAAAAUACGUUUUGUUGUUGUGACAAUGCACUUUUAUGUAUAGUACUGUACAUUUUGGCAUGUACCAUUCCAGGCUUCCGUAUACAGUCAGGUCUGUUCUUCACGGUGUAUCUUUAUAAUAAAUAAGAUAGUUCUGGC
Messenger RNA from Myotis lucifugus (little brown bat), 8277 nucleotides. It is a transcript of the gene SRGAP1, whose product is annotated as SLIT-ROBO Rho GTPase activating protein 1. Gene Ontology annotation, molecular function: GTPase activator activity; protein binding. The coding region runs from base 256 to 3513 and encodes 1085 amino acids. NCBI's taxonomy places the organism in Eukaryota, Metazoa, Chordata, Mammalia, Chiroptera, Vespertilionidae. Gene Ontology annotation, cellular component: cytoplasm. Gene Ontology annotation, biological process: negative regulation of cell migration; signal transduction. The record is from RefSeq and is a predicted model, not a curated record. The transcript has 22 exons.